Molecule: messenger RNA, 678 nt
Organism: Lactuca virosa
Lineage: Eukaryota; Viridiplantae; Streptophyta; Magnoliopsida; Asterales; Asteraceae
Source: the annotation of a GenBank genome assembly
AUGGCUAAGUUUGGUACUUCCUCAAAGAAACCAGUUGCUUUAUCUCAACCCAAAGCCUUCUACAAGACAACUUCCUGCAAUCUUCAGGCUGUUCUUGAUACAUCAUUGUAUGAUGUUGUUCUUGCUCCAAUGAUCGAACCCCUAAAAGGUCAUCCUUUGUCCGUCCCACUCAUUAUCUCCACCAACAAGGUUCCAUUUGAAUAUCUUGUCAGAGCUCACGAUACAGCUUCUUUUGACAACAAACUUGAUCGAGUUGAAUUGGAGCUUAUUAACGGUGACACCGUGUAUCUCAAAAAACACAUCUUUCUAGAGUCAAAUGGUCUUCCUAGGGAAGUUAUUUUCUCAUGCUACAAAACACCAUCCACUACCAAAAUCUUUCGCAAACUUCUCUCCAUCGGUCACAAAGCCCCCCUUGAGAACAAUAGUCACUUCAAGAAAACAAAACUUCCCAUCGCAUGGAACUUCCUCGUUCUCCUCAUCAUCCAUUGCCUCACCGAAAAAACUGGUGAAACUGGUCAAUUAAGCACUGUUUGGCUCCAAAUACUAUGGGGAAUCAUCACCGGACGACCGGUAGACUAUGUUACCUACAUACGGAAUGACUUCAAAGAAUAUAUUGGCAUGAAGAACAUGGAGAUCCCUCACACUCACUUCUGGGCAGUCUUUCUAGAAUCCCUAUAG